CUGUCAUUCCAUAUAUCGUCCUCGAUAGGACAGAACGCAGAAGGACUCUCCCACUUUUCUCCGUGACGUCAGGGAAGGACAAAUGAUUUUAUCGCUAGGUCGUUCGGUCCCUGUGAGCCGCCGGUUGCAGUAGAGCGGAGGUGCCAUUUUAAGACACCGAGAGACCAGGUUUUGGACAUCAUGUAUCCGACCACACUAACGCAGUUGUCUCGGGCUAAUCCCUUCAACGCCCCACUCUUCUCCCUCCAAGAAAUCGAGGAGCCCAAACAGAGCCUCCCUGCAAAUGGACAGAGCCGCAACCUCGCUGCCGCAGCAAUCGCUGACUCUGCAGAUGUGAGCUGUGAGUUUGGCUCAACAAAGUAUUAUGCUCUGUGUGGCUUUGGGGGUAUCCUGAGCUGCGGCCUCACACACACAGCUGUUGUACCCCUCGACCUUGUCAAGUGCCGCAUCCAGGUGGACCCUGACAAGUACAAGAGCAUUGGCAAAGGCUUCUCCCUCACACUGAAGGAGGAUGGAGCCCGAGGGCUGGCUAAGGGCUGGGCCCCUACCUUCAUCGGCUACUCCAUGCAGGGUCUCUGCAAGUUUGGCUUCUAUGAGAUGUUCAAGAUCUUCUACAGCGACAUGCUUGGAGAGGAGAACACCUACCUGUGGAGGACAUCCCUGUACCUGGCUGCGUCUGCCAGUGCAGAGUUCUUUGCUGAUAUUGCCCUGGCCCCCAUGGAGGCGUGUAAAGUGCGUAUCCAGACCUGCCCAGGCUAUGCCAACAACCUCAGACAGUGUGCUCCCAAGAUGUUCGCAGAGGAGGGAGUAUGGGCGUUCUACAAGGGUGUGGUUCCCCUGUGGAUGAGGCAGAUCCCCUACACCAUGAUGAAGUUUGCCUGCUUUGAGAGGACCGUGGAGCUGCUCUACAAACAUGUGGUGCCCAAACCCCGCGCUGAGUGCACCAAGGGCGAACAGCUGAUCGUCACCUUCACUGCCGGCUACAUCGCUGGUGUGUUCUGUGCCAUCGUGUCCCACCCAGCGGACUCAGUGGUGUCUGUACUGAACAAGGAGAGUGGCAGCACUGCCGUCCAAGUGCUCAAGAAGCUCGGACCUAAAGGUGUGUGGAAGGGCCUGGUUGCCCGUAUCAUCAUGAUCGGUACCCUGACCGCCCUGCAGUGGUUCAUCUACGACUCCGUGAAGGUCUACUUCCGCCUGCCCCGUCCCCCUCCCCCUGAGAUGCCAGAGUCCCUCAAGAAGAAGCUGGGGCUCACUGAGUAAAAAAAAAAAAAUCAACAAAAGCCCACCUACACUCCAACCCCUUCACUACAUCUCUGGACCCCCUCUCAACUCACUUCACCACCCUGGCUGCAGCACACACCUCGGUUUUCUAUAUUUAUGUUCCUAAAGCAGCUCCUCCUCUCCAGGCCCAGGGCUGUUCCUUCCAUGUAUAUUUAAGAGAAAGAGAGACCGGAAGGGAGGGAUCCAUGUUAGUUCCCCCUCUGCACUGAGGUUUAGGAGAAUAUAUGUACUGUAGAAAAAUGGUCUGGUUUUGAGUCAUGUCAUUAUGUGGAAAUUAUAUAUAAUUAUUUAAAUAAAUGAUUCCCUCUAAAA
Messenger RNA from Salmo salar (Atlantic salmon), 1593 nucleotides. Its product is annotated as solute carrier family 25 member 3. Gene Ontology annotation, cellular component: mitochondrial inner membrane. The record is from RefSeq and is a predicted model, not a curated record. Gene Ontology annotation, biological process: mitochondrial phosphate ion transmembrane transport. Gene Ontology annotation, molecular function: phosphate transmembrane transporter activity. NCBI's taxonomy places the organism in Eukaryota, Metazoa, Chordata, Actinopteri, Salmoniformes, Salmonidae.